Molecule: messenger RNA, 2236 nt
Organism: Drosophila ficusphila
Lineage: Eukaryota; Metazoa; Arthropoda; Insecta; Diptera; Drosophilidae
Gene: Sfxn2
Product: sideroflexin-2
Exons: 5
Coding region: 610-1593 (327 amino acids)
Biological process (GO): serine import into mitochondrion; monoatomic ion transport
Cellular component (GO): mitochondrial inner membrane
Molecular function (GO): monoatomic ion transmembrane transporter activity
Source: RefSeq, a predicted model, not a curated record
UUCGUUUUUACUGUCAGAAAACAUAUUGUUCUAAAAUUCUUCUAAAAUUACUUUUAAAAUGUUUCGAGAAAAAAGAAAUUUCGCGAAUUUUAUGAAUCCAAAUUUUGUUUUUAAAUAAAGCAAAUUUAAAAAUCUCUGGUUUUGUAUAAGAUAGGAAGACCGAUUGGCGAGAAAUAUAAAUUUAAAAACAGUACCAUAUCUGUCAUUCGCUAAAUUGCUCGACAAAAGUAGUGCUAAAUUGGGUAAUUGCGGCGUGUAUAAUCGGAUGAACAGGAAAACAAGAAAAAGGGAAAAUAUACGGCGACAACAAACAACAUAUUUUUUGCAAUUUGGAAGAUUGCCAAAAAACGACAAGAACAAUACAUAAAAAACCAUUUGAACUGCAUUACUAAGCAGAAAAAGUGAAAAGAACAGCUGGCAGAUCGGGUGCGUGGCUGAAACUGAAACAAAAUCAUUUGCUGUUAACUCGGCCCUAAGCAAACAGCUAAGGUGAAUCCGGCCAAAAGCACAAACCACAACAACAAGCCGCAACAAACCGGCAACAGCUGACAGUUAUUGCUUACGUAAGCCACUCGCAAUUACAAACGGCUAAGCAAGUUAACUGCCAAAAUGUCGCAAGUAUCAACCCUUAUUGAUGUGGACAAGCCGCUGUUCGAUCUCAGCACCUUUGCUGGGCGCUUCCAGUAUUUCGCCUGGAUGACGGAUCCUCGGACCGUAAUCGUCUCCAGCGAGCGUCUGCUCGAAGCCAAAGCCAUGAUGGAACGCUACCGGAAAGGUGAUCAAUCGCCGCAGUUGAAACAGGAGGAAGUGUACUACAACAUGAAGCUGUACAACUCCGCAUUCCAUCCGGAUACUGGCGAGCUGCAGAACUUUUGCGGCCGAAUGAGUUUUCAGGUGCCCGGCGGCAUGUUAAUCACGGGCGGCAUGCUGGCCUUCUACCGCACCGUUCCGGCUGUGGUUCUCUGGCAGUUCAUCAAUCAGUCCUUCAAUGCGGUGGUCAAUUACACGAAUCGCAAUGCCAAUUCGCCCACCAGUGUUACGCAGCUGGGCGUGGCAUAUGUAUCGGCCACGACAUCGGCUCUUAUUGCCGCCAUCGGAUGCAAAAACUAUUGGUCGAAGAAAGCUAGUCCGCUUUUCCAAAGAUUUGUGCCCUUCGCGGCUGUGGCGGCGGCCAACUUUGUCAACAUUCCGCUAAUGCGUCAGAAUGAGAUACUUAAUGGCAUUGAGGUGAAAAAUGCGGACGGAGAGAUUGUGGGCCAGAGUAGGUUGGCCGCCAUCAAGGGAAUUGGCGAGGUGGUUGUCUCCAGGAUCGCGAUGGCGGCGCCGGGAAUGCUGGUGCUGCCACUAAUAAUGGAGAGGCUGGAGAAACUGCCUGCUUACCGACGCGUCAAGUGGAUUAACGCUCCCUUCCAGACCCUCAUGGUUGGCUGUUUCCUGUGCUUCAUGGUGCCCACUGCCUGCGCACUGUUUCCGCAACAAUGCUCCCUGGACACCUCCACCAUGCGCACCUUUGAGCCAGAACUGUAUGAGGAGAUCGAGAAGAAAACUAAAGGCAAAGUGCCCGAACAUGUCUACUUCAACAAGGGUCUGUAAGAUCAACUGGAUAUUGGCUUGGGAAGACAAUAAUGUGUUAGUGGUUUUCGUUCUCGUCAUGUUUUUGUAGCAUUUAUUGUAUCAGAUCGCGCAAUGUUGUGCAGUUGUUCCUUGUAUCGUGUCAUAUGUGGUAGUCGCUAAGCUAGAAAGAAUCUCAACUGUACUCAAAAUUAAUGUUCAAACUUUUACUAUUUAAAAAUGAUUUUAAUUAAAAAGAUUGAUUUCAAAAUAACACCUUUUUAACUGAAUUUCAGUUAUAAAACUUGAUCAAAAUUGCCCAAAACAGAAAGCUAAACAUGGCAAAUACUUAAUGUGUUCUAAGCUGUGUUCAGGUCGUUUGGUAAUGCGAAAGGUUUAUAUUUAAAAGUAAUAAUCUAAAGCUGAUAAAAUGCUCAUAUUAUUUUAGACAUUUUCUUAUCAUUGUGAAUUGCUUUUUAUAACAUCAAAAUCCCCAAAAGUAUCAAUAAAAAGAUCUGAACAUUGAACAAUGACGAUAUUUCUCAAGACACAUUUAUUCAAAAUAAAAAUAAAUUCAACGAAAACUGCUUUUUAGAGCCAUUAGACUUACUAACUCGUUAUGUGUUUGAUUUUAGGACUAAUUUACUCACUUGUUUGAAAUAAAUGUUUACAAAAUACCACAAGA